This is a messenger RNA of Arachis ipaensis, 1057 nucleotides long. The record is from RefSeq and is a predicted model, not a curated record. Lineage: Eukaryota; Viridiplantae; Streptophyta; Magnoliopsida; Fabales; Fabaceae.
GUUGGGUUUAGUAGCUCACACGUAUGACGUUUUAAUUUACCAUUCAUUCACAUAGAACAAACCCUAAGUAGACGGCGAUGGAAUCAUGCGGAUCCUUAUUUUUCUGCAAGACCAAUUUCUGCAACCUUAACUAGUAAUUGCUACUUUUAUACCUAAUUCGUUUUAAAUUAUUCAUAUUCAGGAUUCGGAUUAUGGUUAAUGUGCUGCUAUUGGUGAGUUUUGGUUGUGAAUGAAGCUGAGUUCUUGAGGCGAUUGCGGGAGAACAUGGAAUUUUCUAUUUUAUUGUUAGGAUAACGAAGGAUAAGUUUUCGUACUGGUAAAGGCAACAGAAGUUGAGUAGUUGCUGCGGCACGAUUUAUAACAACUUCAAAUGGCAUCUCAAAAUGAAGGAACUAAGCACGUGCAAAAAAAGAGGGCAAUGAAGAUCCAUUACAGUCUGAGAUGUUUGUUGUAACUCGUACUAACAAGAAAGGAAAGACGGAUUCGGGAACACAAGAGACGAUUGAUCAUCUUCAAAAUUUGAAGCAAGCUGGAUACAGUGAUGAUGAAGCGCUUCAAACGGUUUUUGGAAAGGAGAGACAUGGUAGAGUUCGUUUCUAUGGUCGAUCAGUCACAAAAUCCUCUCUUAAAAAGGAUAAGCAAAUCCGACAAAUGCAACAACAACAUGCUGAAGUGGUUUCAACUAUGGAGAAAAAUCAAAAUAACUUGACUUCCAAGUUGGAUGGUUUAACAAGCUUGAUCAAAACGGUGUUGCAACAAGUUAAUCCUGGUAUGAGUGCAGAACAAGUGCAAGUAAUGAUAGAAGCUGCCCAACAAUCUCCGCCUGAUGCAAGUAGUGCACCAAAUGAUGCGAGGCGAAGCAUUCCUCCUUCACUGGGAUCGAACCAUGUGUCAAAAGAUAUGGAACAGGAGGAUAUGAUGUGAAGAAAAUGUGUUCUAUACAAAUAUAAGAUGGGAUGGGUCUUAUAAUAAUUUUGGUUAUCUAAAUGUAUUAUUUUGAUGUGUUCUUCACAGAUAUGGCUAUGGUCACAGUUUUUGGUGGAGUGACCAUAGAGGC